This is a messenger RNA of Dama dama (fallow deer), 1969 nucleotides long. Its product is annotated as zinc finger TRAF-type-containing protein 1. The coding region runs from base 784 to 1608 and encodes 274 amino acids. Lineage: Eukaryota; Metazoa; Chordata; Mammalia; Artiodactyla; Cervidae. Gene Ontology annotation, cellular component: nucleus. The transcript is spliced from 4 exons. The record is from RefSeq and is a predicted model, not a curated record.
UGUGCUCACCUCUGGUCUUGUGGUAUAUUUUGCUCUCUGUUCCUACAGGCAACAUUUAGCCUGACCUCACCAGGAUACAUGCCUUGGGGCCGGCACCAGCCGUGCCAUGCAUCUGAGGGCUGUUGCAGUUGGUGCCCAGUUCUGGGGGUGAGGAGAAGAGCCAGUGACCGUGCUGAGCCCUCAUGCAGUGCCCGGUGCUGGAGUGACUGUGUCUCCAUAGGCCUCUGGAUAUGGCUGGGCAAACAGGAACUCGAGAGCAUGCUCUCUGGCCGCCAGCUCCUACCUCCGUGUUUCUGGGGAAGCCUGGGUAGUGCGGAGAAUAGACACGGUGGCAUGCGUGGGCCUGGUCACCUGUCCCUGAUGGGAGCCCCUUGCUCACACCCAGCCCGCCACACCACCUGGCUUGGGAAUCUUGCUCUGGAGUCAGACCAGGGCGCUCAUGCAACUUGUUCUACCGUGGCCUUUGUUAGGUGGGGUCAGGUCAGGAUUGCAGCAGGUAUGACAGGUGCUGGCUUUGCUGUUCUUAUGUGGGUGUUAGAUGCAUCCUGACAAGGCGUGCAGCCGCUUUCCAGGCUCUCGGGUAGGCACAGCAGCGGGCAGCCAGGUGGGGGGUAGGAGGCCUGGGGUGCAGCUGGGACAGGACAGGAGCUCUGCGCUGGGUGCGGUGGGCAGCGGUGCUGCGCCUGCUCUGCGUGCAGUUCUGGGACCCCAGGGCGCUGUGACCCGGCUCCUCUGCCAUCUUCGGGGGAAACACAGCUUCAGCAGUGUACUAACGGUCACUUGAUGUGCGCUGGCUGUUUUAUCCACCUACUAGCAGAUGCCCGGCUGAAGGAGGAGCAGGCCACGUGCCCCAACUGUCGUUGCGAGAUCAGUAAGAGCCUCUGCUGCCGCAACCUGGCCGUGGAGAAGGCCGUGAGCGAGCUGCCCUCCGAGUGUGGCUUCUGCCUGUGCCAGUUCCCCCGCUCCAUCCUGGAGAGGCACCAGAAAGAGGAGUGCCAGGACAGGGUGACACAGUGCAAGUACAAGCGCAUCGGCUGCCCGUGGCAUGGCCCUUUUCACGAGCUGACGGUGCACGAGGCCGCCUGUGCCCACCCAACCAAGACAGGCAACGAGCUGAUGGAGAUCCUGGAUGAGAUGGACCAAAGCCACCGCAAGGAGAUGCAGCUCUACAACAGCAUCUUCAGCCUGCUCAGCUUCGAAAAGAUCGGCUAUACAGAGGUCCAGUUCCGGCCGUACCGCACGGACGACUUCAUCACGCGUCUGUACUAUGAGACGCCUCGGUUCACGGUGCUGAACCAGACGUGGGUCCUGAAGGCACGCGUGAACGACUCGGAGCGCAACCCCAACCUUUCGUGCAAGCGCACCCUCUCCUUCCAGCUCCUGCUCAAGAGCAAGGUCACCGCACCUCUGGAGUGCUCCUUCCUGCUGCUCAAGGGCCCGUACGACGAUGUGAAGAUCAGCCCCGUCAUCUACCACUUCGUGUUCACCAACGAGAGCAACGAGACGGACUACGUACCGCUGCCCAUCGUCGACUCUGUGGAGUGCAACAAGCUGCUGGCCGCCAAGAACAUCAACCUGCGGCUCUUCCUGUUCCAGAUUCAGAAGUAGGCGGCCCUGCCCACGCCCACUGCCGUGGCUGCACCGCACCAUUGCCCAUCUCAGUGGAGAAGGGAUGGAAGCGAACCCUGGGACGUCUGCAUGCGUGUGCGAAGGUGGGAGCCCCCUCGCCCUCUGCCCCACCUCCUCUGUCCUGGGCGCCAGAGGCUGGGCCCCUGAAGAGGAGACACUGCUCGGGGACCCAAGGGGUGUGGCGUGGCUCAGCUGCCUGGCCCCAGCCCCCAGCGUGCAGUGGGCCCCACGCCUGCUCUGGGCUGCAUGGCAGGCCACCCACAGCUCCUGGGCCGGGCUCGGGGGCACUGACCACAGACAGCGUAUUUGAUUGCAAUUAAAAAGGCACCCUUGUUUCCUA